This is a messenger RNA of Penaeus vannamei (Pacific white shrimp), 3135 nucleotides long. The record is from RefSeq and is a predicted model, not a curated record. Lineage: Eukaryota; Metazoa; Arthropoda; Malacostraca; Decapoda; Penaeidae.
AUGACGUGCCCCCGGUCCCCCGUGAUCCUGUGGCAGGGGUCGGCGUCGUGGGAGCGUCGGCCCCUGAGUGAGGGCUCUCGACAGCAGCUCACCUGCCGGAGCGUCGGGGGGCGGCCUCCCCCCGUGCUGACCUGGUGGCGACAGGGCACGAGGCUCCCGCAGCGGCUGGAGGCCUCCACGGACGUCGCCUCAGGGAAGGGCAUGGUCGAGGUGACGGCAUCGGUGACAGCCUCUCGGGACCUGCAGGGCGCGACCCUCACCUGCCACGCCCAAACGCCCCUCAGUUCGCAGACGAGCAAGACGACGCUUAUCCAGCCGAGGACCGCCUCCGUGGCUCUCAAUAUCACCUGUGGUGCCUCCGCUCGACGUGCAGAUCCUGGGCUCUGGCGUGGCGGUGUCUGCAGGGACGAUGUUGAGGCUCGUCUGCGCAGCGUCGGAUCCCACCCUCCUGCAGAGCUCUCCUGGUGGCGCGGACACUCUCAUCUCACUUCCGUCCUGCACGCCAUGGAAGACGCAGGAAACGUUACGACAGCGACGCUAACCAUAGAGGUUGACAUGGACUUCGACGGGGUAACUUUGGCUUGCAUUGCCGUCAACCCAGCCAUGCCCCACGCUCGACUCACCGAUUCUGUCAAGUUGGAAGUGCACUACACCCCCGUCGUGCAUCUGGAACUCGGCAAACCCAUAGACCCCAGCGCCAUUACAGAGGGCAGUGACGUCUACUUCGAGUGUUCUAUAAAGUCUAAUCCACCUGUUAUUCGCGUCCAGUGGUACCAUAACGGCGCCCUCGUAGAACACGACGUCGCAGGGGGCGUGGUGGUGAGCGGCCUGAGUCUCGUGCUGCAGCGCCUCCGUCGGAAGCACUCGGGCACCUACACCUGCGCCGCGAUCAACUACGAAGGGCGCAACACCAGUAAUCCCGUCCACAUCACCGUCCGCCACGCGCCCGUGUGCGCAGGAGUCGCCCGGCAGAGGACCCAGGGAGCCGCCCGAGGAUCCCCGGCCGUCGUCACCUGCCACGUGGAGGCCGUGCCCGCCCACAACCUGACGUGGGCGUGGGCGUGGCUGCAGGAGGACGGGAGCGAGGAGCGCGUCCCGGCGAGGAACAUCCGCACCGACCGGCUGACCUCCGCCAUGACCGUGACGCCCCACAGCCUCCAGGACUACGGCGAGCUCCUCUGCCGCGCCUCCAACGACGUCGGGCAGCAGCGGGAGCCCUGCGUGGUGUCCCUCGUGCCCGCCGGGACGCCCGACCCGCCGCUCAACUGCUCCACGACGCCCACGAGCCGCGCCGACGGGGACCAAGGGCGCACCUCGCUCGCCGUCACGUGUCUGGAGGGCUUCGACGGCGGGCUGCCUCAGGUGUUCCUGCUGGAGGCGUGGCAGAACGGCGUCCUCCUGGCCAACGUCAGCAGCGACUUCCCGGAGUGGGUGGUGGCGGGGCUCGAGGGCGGGAAGGGAGCCACGCUGAGGGUGAGUGCCCAGAACGCCCGCGGGAGGAGUGAGACGCUGCGCCUGGAGGUCCACACGCCCAGGGCACAACAGCACGCCGCCUUGGACUCGGAGAGCUCCUUCCUCGGGGUCACGCCCUUGCUGGGAGCGCUAGUGGGCGUGGCGGGCGUGCUUCUGCUCCUCCUCAUCGUGAGCAUCGUGAUCGCGCGCCACGCCCGCCGCAAGGCCUCCAAGCCGCCCGUGCACACCCACGACCUCGUGAUGACCCCGACAGGAAGUUCAUGGGACUGCUACGACCCCGAGGGCGGCGCGGGUCUUCAGCCACGGCACCGCAGUCUCGACAUCCUCGCCCACACCCACGGGAGGGCCACACCCGACGGCGCCCACAGUCCAGAAAACAACAACACGCCCAUUAGACGCCGCCAGGGAACGCCCGCCGUGGGGAAGAGAGUCAAGACGAGUUCCCUGCCGCACAUACACAUGAAUGGGCAGCUCUCCAACCGCCAACAGCCACAGGAAAGCGACGCCAGCAGUAACUCGAGUGACUCAGACGUGGAGUCGGUGGUGGAGGUGACCGACCUGACGAUGCUGCGGCGCCCCGUGAGUGAGGCCGGGUACGCCUACUCCCCCUUGGCCACGAAGGAGACGGUGCUCCCCCGCCCCUCAGACACGCCAGGGCAUUUGGCUUCCAGUUCCAGGAGGAGCCGGGAAAGCCUUCGACUCGCUUCUGGAAGCCCUCUUCCAAAUAAAGAUAACAAGUGCAUGCCAAAGUUAGUCAAAGCUAAUCCUCGCGAUGGAGAUGACAAGAGAAAUCCCAAAGCAGACAGGAAAUCGCCGUCGCCAAGGGUCAGCGAAAACAGCACGCCAGUUCCUCGCCCUCACUUCGAGUCCAAUAAACAAGAGAACCCGGCUUUCCCUUCCAGGGACUCGAAAGCAGCAGCCAAGACGAGAAAAUCCCACAAGCCAGGUGAGAAUUCUUCCGUCGAGGACCUACCAGCGCCACCCAAACCCCCGAGGGUCUUCCUCCCGCCGGAGAAGCCGCAGCAGCACAUCAUCCUCAGCCCCUCCAAGACCUCCUCGAAGGCGCCCCUAGCCGAAGACGAAGUCAGCGACGCCUACUGCAACGGCCGACGUCUGAACCAUCCAGCCUGCCCAAGAGUUCUGGACACAGACGGGGUCCAGGUCAGGAGACCCAGCGACCCAGGAGGUGUUGGAAGUGUCAUAUGACCCUCGCCGCCACCGAUGUGGUUCUCGGUGGUGUAUGUCUCUCACAGAACUGUCCCGCAGACGUGAAGUUUCUCUCGAAUCUGAGGAUAACUUCAGCUUGUGAUAGCAUAGCACAACACGGUUUAUACUUGUAUGCAGCGGAGUGAGGAGAUGACGCUUUCGGACUGUAGCUUAGCUUCCUUUAGUUGAAGCUAUCAGUAAAUCGUUUCUUUGUGUGUGUGUGUCUGCGUCUGUAUGUUUUUAUGUGUGUAUCACUACCUGUGCAUACGUUAUGUAUACUUUCGAAUUUUUGUUCACAUAAAGCCAAAGUAACGUCGCUAUAAGGUUUAUGUUCCAAAAAUAUAAGGAAAGAAAAAAGUGGCCAAUGGCCCACUUUUUGCACAAAGCGCUGCGACAACUCGGGACUUGAAUUCAUGUAUAUUUGUAUUUUUGUUACAUAAUUAAAUGACAUUAAUC